Staurois parvus is the source of this 258-nucleotide messenger RNA. Lineage: Eukaryota; Metazoa; Chordata; Amphibia; Anura; Ranidae. The record is from the annotation of a GenBank genome assembly.
AUGGGCACUGAUAGGCAGCACUGAUGGGCACUGAUAGGCAGCACUGAAGGGCACUGAUAAGUUGCACUGAUAGGCAGCACUAAUGAGGGGUGGACUGACAACUCAUGGGGCCCCCGGCAAUAGGGGAUCAUGGGGCCCCUGUGUCCUUGCCCAAAAUCAAAAAAGCUUAUGAAAAAGGUACCAGGGCAUCUCAUGGGGCCCCCUACUGACCCCGGGCCCUCGAGCAGUGCCCGAGUUUCCAAAUGGUUAGUCCGCCCC